This is a messenger RNA of Clupea harengus (Atlantic herring), 3011 nucleotides long. RefSeq names its product RAB41, member RAS oncogene family (gene rab41). Gene Ontology annotation, molecular function: GTP binding; GTPase activity. NCBI's taxonomy places the organism in Eukaryota, Metazoa, Chordata, Actinopteri, Clupeiformes, Clupeidae. The record is from RefSeq and is a predicted model, not a curated record.
GUUUUGCAAUGGAUGACAGACAUGUAGGCUAACUUACUCUCGUGUGAAAGAAAAAAAUCCCACCCCUGUUAUAAUAGAUAUUCUUGGGGCAACCCUUUUUGGUCACUACGAGGCGCUAACGCGUACAGGAAACAGGCACAGCCAUAUGCACACACCGUGUAUUACCCCUCUCUGUAUAGAAAGUAAACAGGGAUUUGUCUGUAUCGUAAAAUAAAUAUGUCGACAACGACGGGUGGUGGAGAGUUUGGGAACCCCCUGCGGAAAUUCAAGCUCGUUUUCUUAGGCGAGCAAAGUGUGGGGAAGACCUCACUCAUCACCAGGUUUAUGUACGACAGCUUUGACAAUACAUAUCAGGCAACAAUUGGAAUAGACUUUCUAUCAAAAACGAUGUACCUGGAAGAUCGUACGGUUCGUCUCCAGCUCUGGGACACUGCUGGUCAGGAGCGCUUCCGUAGCCUCAUCCCGAGCUACAUUCGUGACUCCACCAUCGCUGUGGUGGUCUAUGACAUCACCAACUUAAAUUCAUUCCAGCAGACCUCAAAGUGGAUUGAUGAUGUCAGAACAGAGCGGGGGAGUGAUGUCAUCAUCAUGUUAGUUGGCAACAAGACAGACUUGGCUGAUAAAAGACAGAUCACCACUGAGGAAGGCGAGCAGAGAGCUAAGGAACUGAAUGUCAUGUUCAUUGAGACCAGCGCAAAGACUGGCUACAAUGUCAAACAGCUGUUCCGUCGUGUGGCCGCGGCCUUGCCUGGCAUGGACAGCACACCGGAGAAGAGCAAAGAGGACAUGAUUGACAUCAAACUGGAGAAGCCCCCGGAGCUGCCAGUGACCGAGAGCAGCUGCUCCUGCUAGUGCCCACCUCACCCACCUCGCCCACCUCACCCACCUCGCCCACCUCGCCCACCUGGCCCCCCAGCAGUCCUGCCUCCUCCCCACCAACAGCUUGUCUCUCAGUGGCCACUCGCUCCACUCCUGGCUCGGCGCCAUUAGAUGGAGAAACGUUUUUUUUCUUCCCCCUCGCCCCUCCCUCCCUCCCACUCCCUCAACUCAGUGAUUUUUCGGAGUGUCCGUGUGGAUGUGCUAUAACGCUGUAUUUAAAAAAAAGAAAAAGGUUAUCUUCAGAAAAUAUUAGUCAUGGAUUAAAAAAAAAGACAAAAAAAAUAAUCUAACACAGCGUAGGUGAAAUGCUAAAGUGUUCCGAUUUUUCAUCAAUUCCACUGCAUGGCGUUCUAUAGGAUUGCAGACUGACAUAGCUCACUGCUCUUAGGUUCCUGCACCUUUUUGGAGCAUUGGUGGUGUCACACUCGUUGUUGUGAAGUCAUUUUCUUUUCCAGUUAUUUCAGGGGUAGGUGAAGGUCCCGUGUUGAUGCCUUUGCUUUUUAUUUCAGCGGAUUGUUACCGUAAGGGAGAAGAAGAGAAGGCUUAUAGAUGCUGAGAGAUUGCAAACAACUGUUACUGAUGCCCAUCUUUGUUGGUCAGCUGUUCAUGCGAAAAUAGGAACCCAGUGCAAUAGACAAGGGGAUGUUUUAGUAACUUGGAAGAAUCAAUACAUCAAUACGUCAUCAAUACUCCUGCAGUUGAGUUCAGAAAUGGUUUAAGGGACCAGAGAUUAGUCAAGACUCUUUUAAUCCAGGACUGUCAUGAAUAGCCAAAGAACAUAUACAUGUGGUCAAACCUCUGCAAGCAAGCCAGUUCCAUUUAUCAAUAAUGUGUUGAGGAUUGAUCAAGACAAAAUGUACAAUAUAGUUAGAAUGAAUAAAGCAUUCAUCUGCAUUUAAUCAAAAAAGGGACAGUUACUCUGAAAACAAUACUGUAGUAUAUCUAGCUUAGAACUAUCCUCUAUACUUUUCUGUCUCUUAUUCACCACACGGUCUGAAAAUGAACUAGUGGACUACAGAGGAUGUCCACUAACCCCCACUUAAAUAUGUAACUGUGAACCUCCCAUUUAACCAGUGGCUCUUUGAAGCAAGUUGUAACUCAAGCGGUCUGUCUGACAUGCGGACAGGCAGAUGGCAGCAUUGGAGUGACCAUGCAGGUGUGCCCUGUUCGACACCCAUUGACUGCCAGUUAUUAGUGUUUCAUUUGUACUGUUCACUUUUUUUGUACACCGUUGUAGGAACAGCAUGCAAGACCUGAAGGUGGAUGACAGUAUAAAUGCCUUGCGACCUUAAUUUUUUGUUUUUAAAAAAAUGAUAAUUGUUACACUAAAUCAAGUCAUGAUGAAUUGGUGUUUUAAGGGCCUGUUGAAUUGCUUUGAUCUGAGGAUGUUGUUUUUUGCUGAGCAGAUAUUCAAAGUUCUUCAUAUGCAGCAUUAGGCUUCAGUGUGGGAAAGAAAAACAAGCAAGAAAUAACAAGAGUAGUUUGACAUUUGUUGCUUUUGCUUGUAUAAGACUGUUUGGUUUUAAAUGUCUUAAUUUAUUUAUUUUUAUUUGACUAGCAACAGAUGACAACAUUGUACGCUUGACCAAAAUGACGUAGAUGGUGGCAGGUAGAAAAAGUGAUCAGUUAUUUAUUCAUUGCGUGUCUGCUUGGAUACUGUAUCUGGAGGAGAAGGGUCUGAUUAUAUUGUCAUUUUCUUGUCACUAUGGUUACACGGAUUAGGGAAGUGUCCCUACAUUAAUGGUAGUCAUUGUCACAUUUACAAACAUUAGUCUGAAGCGUCACGUACACCCCACUGCACCACAACACUCUCUCUCACAAAAUGACACACAUCUGAUUAUAACCACUGCUGUUGUGAACAUCCAAGCAACAUGAAUACUCAUUACUAUCCUCUAUAGCUGAUUUGAUGACUUAAAAAAAAUGUAAAGUAUUCAACUACAUCGAACAAGUCUCUCAACACUUGUCACUGACUGACUCAGCUGUGUGCUAAUCUGAACUGUGUAUUUGAAAUAUGCUGUCUACUAGUGUUUAGCAAAGUUUGUGUGAAUAAUGUACUAUUAUUCUCUGCUGUAAAAAAGUAAAGUUAAAGAAACACCGAAGUGUAUCACAUGAAAUAAAGAUAUUUCACCAAA